AUGCUAUGUAAUGAAUGUAAUGACGAGAAUGCCAAAUAUCGUUAUAAAUGUUGUUUAUUACAUUUUUGCUCAUUAAGUUGUUAUAAAUCACAUAAAUGUAAUCGAAUUGAAAGUGAAGAUAAGAAUCUUGAUGACGAUAAAAUUAAUGGUUUAGUUACUGAGAAUUCUAAUUUGGUAUUUGAUACCUCAGCUCAACUUAAUACUCAGUUGGUUGAUGAUAUUGACCCGGAGAUUAAAAGAAGAUUAAACUCUGACGAGGAUUUAAAGUCUUAUAUAAAGGACAUAAAGGAGCUAUUGAUUAAUGUAACCAACUCAGAUGACCCAGUUGAUGUGAUACACAAGAAUAUGAGUAAUCAGCAGUUUAAACACUUUAUCAAUCACAUAAUCCUAAACUACAUUUAA
Molecule: messenger RNA, 402 nt
Organism: Theileria annulata
Lineage: Eukaryota; Apicomplexa; Aconoidasida; Piroplasmida; Theileriidae
Exons: 1
Coding region: 1-402 (133 amino acids)
Source: RefSeq, a predicted model, not a curated record